Messenger RNA from Pelagomonas calceolata, 1559 nucleotides. The record is from the annotation of a GenBank genome assembly. Lineage: Eukaryota; Pelagophyceae; Pelagomonadales; Pelagomonadaceae.
UAGGCUUGGAAUCCGCGCGACGGCCGAAGUAGAGACCAAGCGCUGCCAACGCCCUCGCCGCGGCUGCGCAUUCCAGACUGCUUUGACGUCUGAGCAGCCCAGGCAUCGUUUGCACCGCUCCCGCGCGGCCAAUUCCCAUUGAUUGGGCUGCCCAUAUCACCCAGCAAGCAUGGAAUUCGCCGCGUCAGAAGACGACAAGCCACCGCGCGGCGCAACGGUAGCCUUGCACGGCCUCGCCAAGCAAGCGCAGCACAACGGCGCCACGGGAAUUGUCACGGACGAAAUCAACGAGAAGGACGGCCGCCUCGGCGUCAGGAUUGCUUACGGCGAGAAGGCGCGGACGCUGCGCGUCAAGCCCGGGAAUCUGCGACGCGUGGAGGCGUGUGCGUCUUUUGACGAGAGAGGCGUCGCGCCGUGUCGCGUGCUCUCGCCCAAAUUAAUGAAAGAGAUAGCAGCAAGUUUUCGGGAAAAGCGGCCCUGGGCGCUGCCGCGAGCGGCGGAGACCAUCGUGAGAGCGCAGUUGUUGCGCGAGGACGCGACCAUCGAAGAAGGCUACGUCUCGGUCUCGAACAGCGACCCGCCGGCGUGGGCAGCUUCCCAGGAGGAGAUCGCUAAAAGAGCAAAACAGGCCCAGGAUGCGGGUCUCGAGGCCAUGGCGACGUUGCGAGAUGAGUUGGAUGGCGCGGCCUGCGCGAAAGGACUGCGCUUUACCCAUUCCUUCGAGCACCACGCUCGGCUACUGUACGAAGGCCGACCGCGCGAGGCCCUGGCUUUACUGGUUGGCGUCGGCGACCUGGGGAGACGGGACAGCCCCGCGUCGGUCUGCCGCUGCUACCGCGCGGAGGAGCCGUCGGAUUCGGAGAUGGCGUUGCUGGCGGGAUGCCUCGAGCACGUUCCUCGAUUCCUGGCGUCGUUGAAGGGUCUACCGGAAAGCUUCGCGGUCCCGUUGUCGUACGACGCGAAGGAGACUACUCACGAGCUCCGCAAGGAAUUGCGGAUCACGCUCGCCGAGGAACCGGGCGACGCGCGGCCCAUCUACUUACGAUUGACCUACCCGGCUCUACCAGACAUGCCUUCUCUAGAGAAUGUCAAGAGGGCUAGGAUAGUGGUGGAGAAACAACUUCCAGCCGGGUCGACGGUCGCGCCGCGCUUUGGCUCGAAGACGGCCUACGCAACGGUAAAGGACGCGGAGCGCUACCACCGCAUCCAAUCAACGCAACUGACGGGCCGAACGCGGGCCGGCCACGAGCUCGCGCUCGCCCUCGCGCUCGCUUCAUAUAGACGCGAGCCCGAGCAUAGAGAAGCGAUGGCGCUGUGUCGGCGCGCUGUUCACGGCGCGCGCGGCGCGGACGUCGGUGAGAGGGCCGAAGAACUACUGGAGGAGCUGUGCGCGGCGACAGGCGACGACGCGCAAACUUUUUUAGGAGAGGGCCUCGGCGUGCGGCCCGUCGGGCCGCGGCCGCCGCGCAAUUUGGAGAGGGGCGCCGCCGAGCGCGAAUUGGAAAGGCGGACGCGGGCCCAGCGCAACUUGCAUCUGGGGGCCUAGUUACUAACGGGGG